Molecule: messenger RNA, 1284 nt
Organism: Lepisosteus oculatus (spotted gar)
Lineage: Eukaryota; Metazoa; Chordata; Actinopteri; Semionotiformes; Lepisosteidae
Source: RefSeq, a predicted model, not a curated record
AUGCAGGAGGAGUAUGAUGUCAUCGUUCUGGGGACAGGACUCAAGCUGUACAAGAAGUUCAAGAUGCCUCUUCCCUCCAAAUCCAUGGGCCGGGGCCGCGACUGGAAUGUCGACCUCGUCCCCAAAUUCCUCAUGGCCAACGGUAGGAGCCUCCAGCUGGUGGGGGCGGGGAUACGUGACCUCUGGCCGGCUGUGCGACACCCCCUCUCACACCUGGACACAGACAACGAGCCUCUCGGACCCUGUGCGCUCUGGGUGGCUGAGCAGCAGAGCAGAAUCAAGCUCCCCAUCCGAAACGUUGUGCUGCCGUUCUUCCCCUACCUGCGCCAGUUCCUUUGCAGCCAGCGCAGGCCGACGCAGCCGUGUGCAGGGACCUCCAUGCGUGACGUCUUCCGCAAGUUCGACCUGGGGCCCGAUGUGAUCGAGUUCACCGGGCACGCGCUGGCGCUGCACCGCAACGACAACUACCUGGACCAGCCCUGCAUCGACACCAUCCAGCGGAUCAAGCUAUACUGCGAAUCUCUGGCUCGCUACAACAAGAGCCCCUACCUGUACCCCCUGUACGGGCUGGGGGAGCUUCCCCAGGGCUUUGCCAGGCUCAGUGCGGUCUAUGGAGGGACCUACAUGCUGAACCGCCCGGUGGAUGAGAUCGUGCUGGAGAACGGAAGAGUCGUGGGUGUCCGCUCAGAUGGAGAGAUGGCCCGCUGUAAGCAGCUGAUUUGCGACCCCUCCUACGUGCCGAACCGGGUCAGGAAAGUGGGCCGGGUCAUCCGGGUCAUUUGCAUCCUGAACCAUCCGAUCAAGCACACGCAGGACGCUAACUCUUGCCAGAUCAUCAUCCCACAGACGCAGCUCAACAGGAAGUCGGACGUCUACGUGUGCAUGGUGUCCUACGCCCACAACGUGGCGGCGGAGGGGAAGUACAUCGCCAUGGUGAGCACCACAGUGGAAACCAGCAACCCCGAGAAAGAGGUGCAGCCCGGCCUGGACCUGGGUGUCCUGCCUCAGCGGGCCAGCAGAGGAGCCGGACAGUCACCUCUCCGGGCCGGGGCCUGCCCUCCUGAGCCUGAGCUCCAGCCCCAGCACCCUCGUGUUGACACGAUGACUUUGAGGGCCUCCUCUUCGAGGACGGCUCAGGCGCUGACAGAUGACCGAGAGGUCGAAAUCCAUGUGGCGCAGAGGAGCGCCGCCUGGAGCGGUCCACACAGGAGGUCGGGUAGCGGAACCGAGUCGAGCGCAAGUCGCCGGAUCUGGGCCGAAAGUCCGCAGAACGAAACGGGUUGA